GAAUCCGACCGGUAGAGACGGAAAAGACUCGAAUUGGAUUUGGCAAGGGAGAUAAGGGAUAUCAAAAAAAAAAAAGAAAAAGAAAAAGAAGAAAAAGAAAAUAUAAUCAAGAUGGAGUACCUGACAAAAGAGCCCGAGAACCUCAAUGCCGUUCAGCGGUUCGGCCGCUGGCUUCGGUUGAAGCAGUACCAGAUUGAGGUCACGUUCGGUGUCUACAUGUUUACGUCGGCCGAGAGAUUUAUAUUUUGGUCUGUCGUAUUCCUCUUGUGCAGUCUAUUGACCAUCGCCGUCGUACUCUACCUUCCCCAGCAUCUUCUCUUCAUCAUCAGCCGCGCCUGGUUCUACGUCAACGGCGGCGACAGCGGGGUUGCAUCCAAUGUAGUCGCAGGCAAUAAGGACGCACUAUCACUAGCAACUUCAUCUAUGGCGAAGACUAUGGCGGCAGCGGCUACUGAGACGGCCGAAUAUAUGAACCGGGAGCUAUGAUGCUUGGAGAACCCCCUGACUGUGGAGGAUCUAAAGAUACACGGACGAAGCCUCGGGCAUAUUUCUCUUGUGCGAACCAGCAGACGACGAAUGAUAUAAUAAUGGUAAUCAGUGGUGCUUGUAUAUGGUGCAGCCCGGUCUACGAGUGAUGGGAUGAGGCGUUAAUGUGCUU
Messenger RNA from Daldinia loculata, 658 nucleotides. RefSeq lists its product as uncharacterized. Lineage: Eukaryota; Fungi; Ascomycota; Sordariomycetes; Xylariales; Hypoxylaceae. The transcript is spliced from 2 exons. Bases 112 to 486 code for a protein of 124 amino acids. The record is from RefSeq and is a predicted model, not a curated record.